CCACCACUCCUCAGCAGUAAGUUUAUUCAAUUCUUCCUUUAACUGGCUCUUCUUAAAAUAUCCCCUUCUCGAUCCAAUCAUAUAUCCGCAACUACCGCUUCCCCUCAUUCUUCCCAACUCCUUCACCUUCUCCUUCAAGCGUCAAGCCUCAAGUGGUCAUCCCUCUGAUUGGCCUCUGACCUCUCAUCGACUCUCUGCUGCCCAUCGAUGAUUUGUUUCAAUCUCUCACGACAUUCCCGGUCCGAGAAUCUUGCUGAUCGCGUGCUCUUAGCCAACUUUCUCCCCUCAUCGUGGUCCCCAUCGUAUCGGUCAUCGGAUACCCACGCGAGGGACCAACUAGAGACGUUAAUCGCCAGACACGGCAGCCCCACCCGCGUUUCGCUGUCUUCCUUGGAAGACUUGACGGCAACCUCCUCCACAUUUAACCCCCCACCGUCGCACCGUUCGGAUUCUCCUCUGGCCGAAGCGACUGACUCCUUGGACUCCCUCACCCUCGCCAGUCCUGUCUCCCGACCGAUUCCUAUUCCUAAACCAUCCCACGCCCACCAAGACGAUCUCCCCGUCACUCCGCUGACCGGGCGUUUUGACAAAGGGUACUACUUUGCCCACCGUCGUCCGUCCUCCGACCGGAACGGCGAUUCCCACCCUCGCCGACGCAGCGAUCAAUCUAGUCACCGCGUCCGCCGUGGUCACACGUCCAGAAUGCGUGCCGACAACUCGUCCUUCUACUCUCCGAUUGUGUCACCCACCAUGACCCCCUCCGGGCGCUCCUCUUCUCCCCAGCCGGCUCAUCCCCGAGGUUCAUCGACCUCCAAGUCCGUCCCCUCCUUCCCGCUGGACAGUCUCCCCCGGUUCCACCCUACGGCCUACCCGCCCUCAAGCGGCUCGCAGGGUCUAUCCACGCCGCUUUCCUCGGCGAGUCAGACUCGUCACUAUACCUACCGGACCCCCUCGGCCGGAUCUCGAGAUCCCGUGCGCCAGUACCGAGAGAUGAUGGAGGGCAUCUCGUCCUAUCGGCCGCCCUCCCGGCCGCUCUCCCCCAGUCCGUCGGCGCCGCGCCUGGACCCCCUCUGCAGCCCGGGGCCCGUGACCCCACUGGUCCUGGAGGACGCUGGAGGCUACUUUCCCUCCGGUGUUGCCAGCGCUGAUCCGGGCAACCAGUCAGCCGGGUCGGAUGUUCUCGAGCGGCGUCGCGCCCAUGAGACCGAGCGGACUCGCCAGAAGGCGCGCAAGACCCCCAAGGGCCGGUGAUUGCCUUUGUCAUUUCCGUCUUGUUCUCCUUAUCCCAAGCCGCGUCGUCUUCGACUUCCACGGUCUCUAAAAUAUGUCGAUGUAUUAUGAUUGCUUCCAUUUC
Molecule: messenger RNA, 1354 nt
Organism: Aspergillus candidus
Lineage: Eukaryota; Fungi; Ascomycota; Eurotiomycetes; Eurotiales; Aspergillaceae
Exons: 2
Coding region: 208-1251 (347 amino acids)
Source: RefSeq, a predicted model, not a curated record